AUGGUUCAGGAGUGGCUCAUGUUGAAGACUACAUCUGAGUUUGACCUCGCACCAUCAGAAGAAGAGCAAGGGAUCUUCCUUGGUAGUAUUUUAGUGCAGCCUACUUUGAUUUCCAGGAUUAUUCAAGGUCAAGCGCAGGAUGAGUUCGCACGUACAGAGUUGGCAGAGUUAGCUACUGAGAUUAGUGAUAGUCCUUCUGAGUGGGCAAUUGGAUCAAAUGGUGGUUUGAGGUUGAGAUCGAGAUUAUAUGUUCCGGAUUGUGAUGAUCUCAAGGGGAAGAUUCUUCGGGAGGCACAUCGAUCUCGAUACACUAUACAUUUGAGGAGUACCAAGAUGUAUAAGGAUCUACGAAGGCAGUUUUGGUGGAAUGGGAUGAAGAGAGAUGUGGCAGAGUAUGUGUCCAGGUGUCUUACCUGCCAACAGACUGAUGGGCAGACUGAGAGAGUGAACCAAGUGAUGAAAGAUACGUUGCGAGCUUGUGUCUUCGACUUCAAGGGAAGUUGGGAGGAUCAUCUGCCGCUGGAAGUUGGAGAUAGAAAACUUUUGGGUCCUGAGAAUGUUCAAGAGACUACCGAGAAGAUCUCUAUUAUCCGUGACAGGAUCCGAACGGGACAGAGUAGGCAGAAGAGCUAUGCUAAUUUGAAGAGGAGACAAGUUGAGUUUGUAGAGGGUGACCAUGUGCUCUUGAAUGUCUCACCCAUGAAGGGUGUGAUGAGAUUUGGCAAGAAGGGAACGUUGGCACUGAGGUAUGUUGGACCUUUUGAGAUUUUAGAUAGGAUGCUGAGAAAGUAUAUCCAGGAUGAGUCACAUAUGAUUGAUUAUGGUACUAUUGAGGUGAAUGCGGAUGUGACCUUUACUGUUGAGCAUUUCCGCAUCUUGGAUAGGUCGACAAAGAGGCUUCGUAGGAAGGAGGUUGACUUGGUCAAGGUGAUGUAG
Molecule: messenger RNA, 936 nt
Organism: Rosa chinensis
Lineage: Eukaryota; Viridiplantae; Streptophyta; Magnoliopsida; Rosales; Rosaceae
Exons: 4
Coding region: 1-936 (311 amino acids)
Source: RefSeq, a predicted model, not a curated record